GGGACACGGAUGAAACCCACUGAACUUGGCCAAAAUCACAAAGCAUAUACUUUUUUCUCUCUUUCUCUUUUUGCUCUAGACUUUGCACAAUGAAAGGACACACAUAAUUUUAGGCAUCCAAGUCAAGGCUUUGUGAGGAUUCUUUUUUUUUUUUGGUAACUAGUUAAAGAACUGCUGCUCUUCUCUCAAAGACAAUCAAGGCAAUCUCUAAAUCUAGGCUGGGAUCUUACAGCAUCCGGUGGUACACAGGGAGAACCUAUAUCCUUGCAAGUCAUUUGCCUUCUUUCAGAGCAAAAAAAGAAGCAAUAAUACUCAGGUUAUCAUGGGAAUUCUCACUCAGGUUUUGCUUCUAGCUUUGACCUUUGUACCACAAGGGCUUAGCCAAUAUGAAGGUUAUGACGAUGACACAGAUUAUGGCCCUGAGCCAUAUCCUGAAUAUCACCCACCAUUUCAUCAUAUUCCACACAGCAUGGACUAUGUCCCAAGUAUUCCUUACUCUACUGACUGUGCUAGGGAAUGUUACUGCCCACCGUCAUCAAUACUCACCAUGUACUGCGACAACAGGAAACUCAAGACUGUUCCCCAGAUACCAAGCCGCAUUCAACAACUCUACCUACAGCACAAUGACAUUGAAGCAAUUAACAAAAAAUCAUUCAUUAAUGCCACUUCUCUAAGGGAAAUUAACCUGAGCCACAACAAACUUAAAUCUCAAAAAAUCGAUAAUGGUGUGUUUGCUACGUCUCCUCAUCUACAUCAAAUAUUAUUAAACAAUAAUGACUUAGAAGAGAUCCCAUCUCCCUUUUCCAGUUCUGUUGAAAGGAUCUUCCUUGGUUCAAACAAGAUUAACAAACUAAAAGAACAAGAUCUGCAAGGCUUGGCCAAUGUUACCAUGCUUGACCUUUGCAACAAUCGUAUUGACAAUGUUAGGGGAAAAACUCUGAGCAAACUCACUAAUUUGAUGCAGCUCAACAUCUGUAACAACAAACUGUUAUCCAUGCCUGCAAACCUUCCACCAUCCCUCAUGUACUUGUCACUGGAGAAUAACUCCAUUUCCAAGAUCCCCGACGACUAUUUUACAAAGCUUACGAAUCUAAUUUCAUUUCGAAUUUCACACAACAAGCUUGAGGAGAUUCCUAUGAACAUGUUUAACCUUCCCAAACUUAUGGAACUGAACCUGAGUCAUAACAAACUAAAGCGCAGCUUCUAUAUUCCGCGAUCACUGGAACACCUGUAUCUUAAUGACAAUGAAUUUGAAAUUUUAAACAUAACUUUGAUGUGUCCGGUAAUGGAUCAAAUGCAUCGCCUGACCUACCUCCGCAUGGACCAAAAUAAAUUGAAGGGACCUGUAAGCACAUUAGCGUUCCUUUGCUUUCCCCACAUUCACAGCAUUUACUAUGGUGAACAAAAGCGUGGUGCUGGUGGCAGUCCCUACACACGAAUUCCGCAAUUCCCACUGCCAGAAGAGGAGAGGUAUGGUCAGGAAUAUGAUGAUGAUGAUGAUGAUGAUUUUCCACAGUAUCAUAGAGAAGAGCAUGGACCAGUAGGAGAAGAAACGGAGGAAGAAGAAGAGAAUGACUUUAUUGAUUAUCCAUACUAAGGGUCCAAAUCCUCUGUUGGUUAUUUUAAUUUUAAAAGGUUUAAUAAACCUUUCUCCUUUGCGCUUCAUUUAAAGCAUUAUCUUGAACUAUGAAAUGUAGAAAAUAUAAUAAUCAACCUGGUAAAUAAACAGGUGCAUAAAUUAUUUUAGCUAUAUGAGCAGGUAGGUAAGCCAAUGUGACUUAAUUGCUUACUCCAUCACUGCUGAUGUAAGGGCAGGGAUAUUCCAGAUGUUUUCUUACAAUGUUCUAGAGUGAGGAUACUCUGUUAGCCUAACGUAAAAUGAAAUCGGGAAAGUUGUCCCCUUUACUAGAGGGAUUGUGCAGUCAAAUCAAGACAUACAUUGCCUUACCAGCAGAGUCACUUAUAUACGCUCGUUUUGGAAUGCCAUGAUUAUCUGGUCAGAAUAUCACUGCAUUCUAAGUAUCUAGUGUGACCAAGGGCUAGGUUAACAACAGGGCAGUUGGGACUACAACUUCAGGCCGCCAUUUAGAAAUAGACCCAUCAUCAUGACAAUAUUCUGAUCACCAGCCGUCCAGUUGGCUCCAUGAUUGGCCAUUACUCAUAAGUGUUACAACUGUAUUUCUAACUUCCUCCCAAACUGAUGCAAUUUUCCUGCUUUUACGUAUUGUAUUUAUGGAGACAUUGGGGCUGAUAGUAUAAGGGGUGUGCAUGCACACAAUGCAUUGGUCACACCCACACAGAAUGCGUCACAGCUUUUCUACAUAUCACAAUAGGCCCUUGAUCAUUUUCAGCCUGAGACCCAUGUUGCCCUUUAUCCUUGCACAAAGUAUCUGCCCCGAAGGGGCACAUGGGCUCUAUUUAUAUAGAUAGCCAAAGACUUUCUUUUCCUGUAAGUUGGAAUUGAUGACAAUAUUACAAUUAAAAUAUAUUUGGAUAUUAAAGGAUAUUGUUUGUAACACUCUCCUUGUGAGUAGCAAAACAGAAAGUGCUCUUGUCUUAAAUCCUAAAACUACAGAGACAUAUAUCUGCAAAGUUUCUUCUCUUCAGGUUUCAGUGCCUUUUAAGGGGCAUGUGACUAGGUUGGCAAGACAACGGCACAACUUAGAUAACAGUGUUAACUAGGACAUGAUUAAGGGUCCUGGACGCCCUAGACUAACAUACUUGUAACGCCCCCAGUAAUGUUACAUACUCAACAUAGAGCACAGUGUGUAUGCAUGCUCAGAAAAUCGGCAUGUGCAAGUAAUAAUGGUGUGAUCUCGAUAUCUACUGAUCUAAUGAGGUUUGUGAAGUCUAAGGUAGAUGCGAGGAAGAACAAUAAUCACAUGCAUCUCUUCAGGCUACCCAGAUGGUGCUGGGGCACAAAAUUAACCUACAGGUUUUAGCAGUAAGUUAUAUGGUCACAUCGCCAUAGCCAUCUUGAAGUCACUUUAAGAACUUCCCCUCCAAACUGAUUUUGUACGGCCAGAUAACUAACAAGCUUCUAUAAUUAAACUAUGCGGCCGCUGCCAACACGGAAUGAAAUAGGUCUUCAUUUUCUUGCUCAGCUGCAUGGUGCCCCUCCUCUCAACCUAACUCCUGGUGCCCGAGGUUGCAGCAUAAUUAGCCUAAUGGUUGAUCAGGCACUGGUAGUACAUAUCCAAUUUAUUGCCACUGACAAGAUGGCGCACUUCAUAUAUCUCUGUAAAUCAUCAAUGCCUGGAACAUAAAAACUAUGUAGGCCCACUAUUUGGGAGGAGGGACCAUCACCGUUACAUUUUUAAGAGACAUGGGCUAGUCUUAAUGGUGGCCAUUUCCAUGGGCCCUGUUUCUGCUGUAAAAUUAUGUGAUUCGCGAUGAAUCGUGGCAUUAGACUGUGGGACGUGGCAGCGAUAUUGUGACUUAUAGAACCACACACCUGCCGUACACACCAGGACAUCCCCCCUUGAAAUAUCUCCCAGAGCAUAGGUGGGAAAAGCGGGUAAUUAUGACACUAACACUGGCACUUAAGUAAAACAUAACUCAGUAUAAAAUCUGAAGUUUGCCAUUUUGUAAAAAUUCUGUCCUCAAAAGAGAAAAUACCUUACAUUCCAUAAGGUCCUGCCACAACAUAAUAAUUUAUUAGAAAUGAACCCCCAGCUGCAGACAGUACAAAAUCUGAUUUACAUAUUUUAAAUAUGUUUUGAUGUGACAUGCACAUUUACCGCUAAUGCACUUGAUGCUUAUGAACAGGAUCAUUGCCUCAUUUGUCACACUUUCCUCAUGUUAGAAGCCUCCUGAUCUAGACAAUACAUGGCACUCAUUGCAAGUAUGAUCCAGCACAGCAAAGCGACAAAUGUCCUACUUUAAAUAUAUAUCGUAAUUAUAGCAAAAUGUGAAUUAAAAGUAGGUAUCAGCUUUCACUGCACUGUCUGUAUAGAACAUACUGUAGGACUUACUGCAAUAUGGAGAGCACACACUUAUGUAAUCAAAUACGUUCCAAUUAUUGAAACUGCAAAAGGUACAGCUUCUUGAGAACUGUACAUUACCCUGGUUAUACUUUUGAACCCUGCAAUCUUAUUCAUGUAACACUACUUUCCUUUGUCAGAAUAUACUCUAAGCACCACACACACACACAGAACAGAUGUUAUACACACACACAAGUUUAUAUAAACACUUCUUUGGCAUGAACUGUGGUUUACAUUAACUCGUUUUACACAUCUGUGAAGACAUCCUUUCUAUAUACUUUGAUAAGGCUAAUUUUUGUAAUAAAGCUUUGCAUGGAGUAAUGCUGAAUUGAUGUGCUAGAUAUAAUAUAUUAAAGUACUACAAUGUUAAAUAUUUUGAAGAUAGAUUUCCCUAAAGUAAUAAAAAAUGUGUGCAACCCAAUUGUGUCUUCAUCCAACACAUACCUAGCCUACAGUAUUCCACUAUUAAAAAUGAAUAAACAUUUUUAAGAAAAUGUCAAUAGUUUAAUCAAUAUUGCAAUUUAUGAUUGGACCUCCCAUUCUCACACACACACACACACACACACACACACACACACACACACACACACACACACACACACACACACCAUGGUCAAUAAAUGCUGGUUGAUCAAAUUUAUUUGCAGAUUCUUUAUGACAGGGAAUUGGUAAUGCAGCUUUAAAGAUCUAUUAUCCUAUUCCUGCAACACGU
This is a messenger RNA of Pseudophryne corroboree (corroboree frog), 4695 nucleotides long. RefSeq names its product osteomodulin (gene OMD). Bases 323 to 1597 code for a protein of 424 amino acids. The transcript has 3 exons. Lineage: Eukaryota; Metazoa; Chordata; Amphibia; Anura; Myobatrachidae. The record is from RefSeq and is a predicted model, not a curated record. Gene Ontology annotation, molecular function: protein binding.